Messenger RNA from Chiloscyllium plagiosum (whitespotted bambooshark), 2731 nucleotides. RefSeq names its product ATP-dependent zinc metalloprotease YME1L1-like. Gene Ontology annotation, cellular component: mitochondrial inner membrane. Gene Ontology annotation, biological process: protein quality control for misfolded or incompletely synthesized proteins; mitochondrion organization. The record is from RefSeq and is a predicted model, not a curated record. NCBI's taxonomy places the organism in Eukaryota, Metazoa, Chordata, Chondrichthyes, Orectolobiformes, Hemiscylliidae. Gene Ontology annotation, molecular function: ATP hydrolysis activity; ATP binding; ATP-dependent peptidase activity.
GGAAUAGUGGACAGACGUCACAGAGAGGAAGCCAUUUUCCAGGCCGUCAGCGGUUGGCUGUUUGGAUCGUCCGGGUGUGGACGGGACGGAGCUUCCGAUUUUACACCGCGUCUCGGUACAAAACAGGCCGGACUGGGCUUUGAGAUGUUUUCCCUGUCCACGUUUCAGCCGCAGGUGACUGUCCCUCUAAGUCAGCUGAUCAGCACUUUCCAUUCCCUAAAAAGUUCGGCAAGCUCAGUCAGUUCUGCAUCAAUACAGUGUCUGCAACGAGAAACGCCCCCAGAACGUGAUCAAGUUAAUGAGCCUGCUAUUAACUUACGGGAACUUGGAUUAUCUGACUUGAAAACCAGCCAACUAACAGAAUUGGUAGACAGUUUGCUACCGUGUUUGUCUCCAGCUGCUUCAAAUCCUAAACAGUCGUCACGUUGGCAAAUCUCCCACAUUUCAUCACAGUCCUUUUUUGAAAAUAAAUAUGGAUUUUCGAGCAAUAUUUUCAACGUGCUACGUGCAUCUCAGCUUUCUCGACAAUAUCCCAGGCCACUACAGACUCUCUGUUCCAACCUUCAUCUUUGUCCAAUCCAAGAGCAAGUUCGUGGCUUUAAAACUCUAAGGUCAAGAUCAAGGAGACUGGCAGUAUCUGAUAAUUUGGUUGAAUCAGAAAGUAUUGCUCCUUCUUCUUUUAUGAAGGGGCUUUUGUUAAGGGAUCGAGGAAGAGACGUUGAGAAUUUGGACAGCUUGAUAAAAACCAAAAACAUUCCUGAGGCACAUCAAGAUGCAUUUAAAACUGGUUUUGCAGAGGGAUUCCUAAAAGCACAAGCUCUGACACAGAGGACAAAUGAUUCUUUAAGAAGGACGAGACUAAUUCUUCUGUUCCUUCUCUUGCUUGGAAUUUAUGGCCUAUCCAGAACCCCGUUCUUAUCUGUACGAUUUCGUACUACAUCAGGACUGGAUGCAGCUGUGGAUCCAAUUCAGAUGAAAAAUGUAACGUUUGAACAUGUGAAAGGGGUGGAGGAAGCAAAACAGGAGCUACAGGAAGUCGUAGAAUUUCUGAAAAAUCCUCAGAAGUUCACAGCAUUAGGAGGCAAACUACCUAAAGGCAUUCUUUUAGUUGGACCGCCUGGAAAUGGGAAAACGCUCCUUGCGAGAGCUGUUGCAGGCGAAGCAGAUGUUCCAUUCUAUUAUGCAUCAGGAUCAGAGUUUGAUGAAAUGUUUGUUGGUGUUGGAGCAAGUAGGAUAAGAAAUCUGUUUAGGGAGGCAAAAGCAAAUGCACCCUGUGUCAUCUUUAUUGAUGAGCUAGAUUCUGUUGGUGGAAAGAGAAUAGAAUCACCAAUGCAUCCCUAUUCGAGACAAACCAUAAAUCAACUACUUGCAGAGAUGGAUGGUUUCAAGCCCAAUGAAGGUGUCAUUAUAAUCGGAGCUACAAACUUUCCUGAAGCAUUGGAUAACGCUCUUGUCCGACCAGGUAGAUUUGAUAUGCAAGUUACUGUUCCUCGACCAGAUAUAAGAGGGCGAAAAGAGAUCCUCAAGUGGUAUCUUGGCAAAGUUAAAGUUGACCCAGCAAUUGAUGCAGAAAUAAUAGCCAGAGGCACAGUGGGCUUCUCGGGAGCAGAACUGGAGAACCUGGUCAACCAGGCUGCUCUAAAAGCAGCUGUAGAUGAAAAAGAUCAAGUCACAAUGAAAGACUUGGAAUUUGCCAAGGACAAAAUCCUUAUGGGUCCAGAACGCAGAAGUAUUGAGAUUGAUGCUAAAAAUAAAACAAUCACUGCAUAUCAUGAAUCCGGACAUGCAAUAGUCGCACAUUUUACAAAGAAUGCUAUGCCCAUUAACAAAGCUACAAUAAUGCCAAGAGGACCUACCUUGGGACACGUGUCAUUGUUACCAGAAAGUGACAGAUGGAGUGAAACCAGAGCUCAAUUGCUUGCACAAAUGGAUGUCAGCAUGGGUGGGAGAGUAGCCGAAGAACUCAUCUUUGGAGCAGAACAAAUUACCACAGGUGCUUCGAGUGACUUUGAUAAUGCAACCAAAAUAGCAAAGUUGAUGGUCACAAAAUUUGGAAUGAGUGAUAAGCUUGGAGUGAUGACUUAUUCAGAUCCAGAAAGAGCAAGCCCAGAUACACAAUCUGCUAUUGAACAAGAAGUCAGGAUAUUAUUGAGGGAUUCUUAUGAAAGAGCAAAGCAAAUCUUGAAGACUCAUGCAAAAGAACACAAAAAUCUUGCAGAGGCUUUGUUGAAGUAUGAGACACUGGAUGCCAAAGAGAUACAAAUGGUUCUUGAGGGAAAGAGACUAGAACUAAAAUAACUUCUCAUUGUAAAAGAGACAACAGUUCUUCAUUAUUUACUCAAAUGUAUAUAUGUGGAAGAGCAGUAGCCCACCAAAUGCAUACUAUAGGUGAUUUUAACACUUAAGGGCAUUGUUAGUAUUUUUAUAGUCACAGAAAAUGAUAACUUGCACAGUGAAAUUACCAAACAUAUGUGCUCUGGAACUUAAUUAAGUUCCAGCUCAACUGCAUCCAUUGAAUAAAUGGAUGGUUUUUUAAGUGAUUCAUUCUUCAUUUAUGAAUAUUUUGCUCUGUGUAGUGUAAAAUCUAAAGGUGGACAAGAAACAUGGUGAGCAUUGUUGCCUUCAACUAUUUUUCUUUUUUUCUUUCUCUGUAUUUUAAGUAUUUAUGUACACAUUUGAGAUGUAAUUUUGAUGAGUGCUUCCCAGUGCAAUUAAAAUCAGAUGAAAUGUC